CCUAAAUAAAACCGAAUACUUAUACCUAUAAUUGUCGCUUACAUCACUUAACAAGUUUUGACAGUUGUUUAUUUAAGUUGCUUAUUCAAUUAUGCACUUCAGAAUGUUUGCAUACACAAACAAAACAAUAAACUACUGUCGCGUUUGACAUAAAUCGGAAUUAAAAUAUAGUUUGCAAAUAUCUCGCAGCGUAACAUAUAUUGAAGCAAAAUGUCUGGUUUUAUAGCAGUGCACACAGGAGCGGGCAACAGUGUCGAUGAGAGUAAAUAUCAGCGAGUAAUAAAAGAGGCCUGCUUAAGAGCUACAGAUUUGCUGUUGAAAGGAGGUACAGCUAUGGACGCUUGUGAAGCUGCCAUAAAACGGUUGGAAAAUUGUGGUAACACAAAUGCGGGUUUUGGUUCAAAUCUUUGUUAUGAUGGGCGUGUGCAGUGCGAUGCUUCAAUAAUGAAUGGUGCCAAUUUACAAUUUGGAGCAUGUACAGACGUUAGUAAUGUAAAAAAUCCAAUACAAUUGGCACGUGUUAUCUGUGAUGGACAAUCUAGACUAUUAUCUAUGGAUCGCCUUCCACCCAUGAUAAUGGCUGGUACAGGAGCUGAGCAAUUUGCAGAAGAAAUGGGUUGUGACAUAAUUGAUCCCAAAGAUUUGAUAUCAAGUAAAGCAAAAUUUGCUUAUAAUCAUUACAAAACGAAAUAUCAAAAACUGGCUAGUGAACAUACUAUACCUGUCACCGCAGACGUGCCUCCAAUAACUAUAGAAGCACGCUUAGAUACAGUAGGAGCUGUAUGUGUUGAUGGUAAUGGAAACACAGCUGCUGGUUGUAGUUCUGGUGGUCUGCUUUUAAAAGUGCCUGGACGUGUUGGUCAAGCUGCUACAUUUGGUGCUGGUGUUUGGGCUGCUGACACUUCUGAUAUAUCCGUUGCUACAUGCACUACUGGAAAUGGUGAAUAUAUCAUGCGAACAUUUCUAGCGAAAGAAAUAUGCACGGAUCUAUUGACAGCCGAUUGUGCUGUUCGAAGUUUACAUAAUACAUUUAAGCAUAAAUUCUUAGAAUCACCAUUUCUGCCAGUUAAUCAAAAUUUGUAUGCAGGCGCAUUAACAUUAGUGUAUCAUCCAGAAGAUCGAACUGGCGAAAUUCUUUGGAGUCAAACAACAAAAUCUUUUUGUAUAGGCUAUAUGUCUACAGAGCAGAAAACACCAAAGGUGAGUGCCAAAUAGUUUUUAUUGAUAUUGGACAAGUGCACAAAAGACAUUUAUUUUGAUUAAUGACC
Teleopsis dalmanni is the source of this 1268-nucleotide messenger RNA. Its product is annotated as threonine aspartase 1-like. Gene Ontology annotation, biological process: protein maturation. The transcript has 2 exons. Gene Ontology annotation, molecular function: threonine-type endopeptidase activity. Lineage: Eukaryota; Metazoa; Arthropoda; Insecta; Diptera; Diopsidae. The coding region runs from base 211 to 1215 and encodes 334 amino acids. The record is from RefSeq and is a predicted model, not a curated record.